AGAGGGCUGGUGUAUUUGUGCCUGCUGGAGGUGGAAUUAACAGUCAGGAGGAGAAAGGGAGUGAAGGAGCCCACAGGAAGGUUUUCAAGUAAAUUCAGGGAAACACACUGACUUGACUAGCACAACCUUGAGUCUUGCUUUACACUAAGACGACACAAAAGAUGUUAAAGUUAUCACCAAGCUGCCGGACAAAUAUAUGUUCCAACACCAAGGUGCAGAUCAGCGUAGAUCUGUGACUCAGAAAUCAGGAUUUGUCUUGGGAAGAGCACAAGGGCUGAGAAGAAGUCAAGAGACAGUGAAGAUGACUUUGGGAACUACAGUUUAUCAGAAGAUCAACCUCCGUUAAUUCAAAUACCAAAGGCCUGAUUGGCAUACAUUCAUAUAGGAAUGCAUAGGUCAUCUGAUCAAAUCAUAUUAGCCGUCUCCCGCUACAUCAAUGCAGCAAAAACUCUUAACAACUGUGGAUAAUUGGAAAUCCGAGUUUCAGCUUUCUUAGAAAUAACAACUCUUGACAUAUUCCAAAAAUAUUUAAAAUAGGGCAGGAAAAACCGUGAGGAUGUUGUGUUCAGAAAUGACACUGUCAUGAAGAAUAGGUAAAUUUGUUUUCAGCUACUGGGAACGUAUACCUCCUAGGAACUUAGAUUUUUUUUUUUUUUUUUUUUUUUUUUUUUUUUUUAAGAGGAGAAGAAGGACUAAAAAUACCAGCUUUUGCUUUUGGACAAAAAUGCAUCUGACUGUAUUUUUACUUAGGGGUAUUGUGGGUUUCCUCUGGAGCUGCUGGGUUCUAGUGGGUUGUGCAAAAGGAGGUUUGGGAGACAAUCAUGUUCACUCCAGUUUUAUUUAUAGAAGACUACGGAACCACGAAAGACGGGAGAUCCAGAGGGAAAUUCUCUCUAUCUUGGGUCUGCCUCACAGACCCAGACCUUUUUCACCUGGAAAGCAAGCUUCCUCCGCACCUCUCUUUAUGCUGGACCUGUACAACGCCAUGGCCAGUGAGGACACUUCCGAGGAGCCGGAGUCCUCGGGGAGGGCAUCCUUGGCAGGAGAGACCAGAGGAGCCAGGAAGGGACCCCCAGCCUCUCCCAAUGGGUACCCUCGCCGUAUACAGUUGUCUCGAACGACUCCCCUGACCACCCAGAGUCCUCCUCUAGCCAGCCUCCAUGAUACCAACUUUCUGAAUGAUGCUGACAUGGUCAUGAGCUUUGUCAAUUUAGUUGAAAGAGACAAGGAUUUUUCUCACCAGCGAAGGCAUUACAAAGAAUUCCGGUUUGAUCUUACUCAAAUUCCUCAUGGAGAAGCAGUCACGGCAGCAGAAUUCCGGAUAUACAAGGACCGGAGCCACAACCGAUUUGAAAAUGAAACGAUUAAGAUUAGCAUCUACCAGAUCAUCAAGGAAUACGCAAAUAGGGACGCAGAUCUAUUCUUGUUAGAUACGAGAAAGGCCCAAGCUUUAGAUGUGGGUUGGCUUGUCUUUGAUAUCACGGUGACCAGCAAUCACUGGGUGAUUAAUCCACAGAACAAUUUGGGCUUACAGCUCUGUGCAGAAACAGGAGAUGGCCACAGCAUCAAUGUAAAGUCAGCCGGUCUGGUGGGGAGACAUGGACCUCAGUCAAAACAGCCGUUCAUGGUGGCCUUCUUCAAGGCAAGUGAGGUGCUUCUUCGAUCAGUGAGAGCAGCCAACAAACGGAAAAAUCAAAACCGCAAUAAAUCCAGCUCUCAUCAGGACUCCUCCAGAGUGUCCAGUGUUGGAGAUUAUAACACAAGUGAACAGAAACAAGCCUGUAAGAAGCAUGAACUCUAUGUGAGUUUCCGGGAUCUGGGAUGGCAGGACUGGAUUAUAGCGCCUGAAGGAUACGCGGCCUUUUACUGUGAUGGAGAAUGCUCUUUUCCUCUCAAUGCUCACAUGAACGCCACCAACCACGCCAUCGUCCAGACUCUGGUUCACCUGAUGUUUCCUGACCACGUACCAAAGCCUUGUUGUGCUCCGACCAAAUUAAACGCCAUCUCUGUGCUGUACUUUGAUGACAGCUCCAAUGUCAUUUUGAAAAAAUACAGAAAUAUGGUAGUGCGUUCGUGUGGCUGCCACUAACCUGAGAGGAUAAUGGUAAUGAGACAAAGAUCUGUAUUAAGGUUUAUGACUACAAUAAAAAGUAUCUUUUCAGAUAAAAGGGGACUUUCAUGAAAUUAGUCUGGUUCAUUUCAUUUCUCUAACCUAUGUACAAUAUCAUGUAUUAUUUUUUAUUUAUUUAAAGGUCUAUAUUCUCCUUUGUGGAUGCCUUUUCAAGAAAAAUCUAUUUGAUAGGUCACUGCUUCAUGCAGUAGAUGGCCCAGUCUAACUUUCAAUGGGCUAGGCUGAGGCCAAUUCCAUUUCAACAUUUUAAAAUAUGACUUUUAUAUAAUUUUCUGAAAUUAGACAGAACUCCUUUAACUGUUAAGUAUUGUUGAAGGAAAUGGAACGCAUUUGGUUAUGCUCUGCCAAUGAAAACUAUGAUAGAGUAUUGAUUUAGAAAUAAAACCAAAAAAAAAAAAAAAACCCAAACAAAAAUGCUUGGAUGAACACAGUUUUUUCUUUGUGAGUUUCUGCUUCAUUAGAUAAAGGGAAAUGUUGAACUGGAUGCGAACAGAUACACGGGAGGCAGACCACCGUUGCUGAACGAUUGCACGCAAUUGUUCUAACUGUUCGCUGUAACAGAAUCGGUGUGGCUGCACGUUCCUUCUUGGCUUGAGGAGUGUAGAUUCUGCAAAGAGCUCAAAGCUUCAGGAAUCCCGCCGAGACAGACUUGAGCCUGGGGCCAUCACUUUCCAAGUUCACGCUCAAAAAGCGUAGUACAACCUUCUUACCUCAAAUCAGUCAUGUCUGCCUAUUGUCUAGAACACUGCUGCUGCGGAUUUUUUUUUUUCCAGACUUCAAAACAGUCCAAAGUAAAGAAAUAUUUACACAUGUUCCACCUCCCCUCCCCCCGAUGAGACGCUGCGUGCAUAAAACACAGCCGAGCAAGGAGGCAGCCAGAGCCGUUUUCCGUAGCUCUCUUUUGUAACCGAGCUUGCUGAUUGAUAUGAUGCUGGGGGUUUUAUUUAGGGUAAAAGCACUGAAACUGAACUGGAGGAAAUUACCCCAAAUCCCAGAAUGGCUUUGACAGAAUUGCCAUUUUGAAAAGAACAGCUGAAAUCCAUUUUUCAUAUCUUUGAGAAUGAGCUCAUUGAAAACCCUAUUUUGGAAGGGGAUUCUGUAACCCUUCCUCCAAGCACAAAUAAUUCCAAAUGGGAAGGUUCUGUUGUGUGUAUGUGCCUGUGUGUUCUAGCCUCUGAAAUUAAUUUAUUUUCUCUGUCACUCUCUCUGCCUUUUAAGGUUUUUCUUUAACCCACUGACUUUGGGAAGAAUGACAUUUUGUGGAUAACUUGCUAUUUCUGUUGGCUUCACAGUUAGCCUUAUUACAGUUCAUCUGAAGUAAUCAUAAAGUACCGUUUAUUAAUCACCCUUUUGGACUUUGCAAAUAAAACUUGUCUCAGAAAUAGCUUCAAAAUGUUAUGGGUUCGCUUGUAAUCCAGGAAUAUUGCAAUGCUGUUUGAAAAUACAGUUUAUCUUAAAGUGAAUUUGAUAGUAACUAUAAUGGAGUACAUUAAGUAAUAUAUUUUUGAACUGAUGGUAUACCGUUAUAAGAAUAAGAAACGAAAGUCUAUUAUAUUAUUCUCUAAAUGUGCUGUUUAAAUAUAUUUCUAUAUUAAACUUGUGAUG
Molecule: messenger RNA, 3736 nt
Organism: Camelus dromedarius (Arabian camel)
Lineage: Eukaryota; Metazoa; Chordata; Mammalia; Artiodactyla; Camelidae
Gene: BMP5
Product: bone morphogenetic protein 5
Exons: 7
Coding region: 725-2089 (454 amino acids)
Cellular component (GO): extracellular region
Molecular function (GO): cytokine activity; growth factor activity
Source: RefSeq, a predicted model, not a curated record